Messenger RNA from Colletotrichum orchidophilum, 1830 nucleotides. RefSeq lists its product as uncharacterized. The record is from RefSeq and is a predicted model, not a curated record. Lineage: Eukaryota; Fungi; Ascomycota; Sordariomycetes; Glomerellales; Glomerellaceae. The transcript has a single exon. The coding region runs from base 1 to 1830 and encodes 609 amino acids.
AUGGACAGCCUACAACAAAUCCUAGUCCAUCUACUGGACGAAACAGAAUCAAGCGCUGACUCAGAUCAUGGCGACUGCCACCAUGACCAUCACCACCACCACCUUCAUCACAUUAAAGACCAACUCGAUGACUUGGAGCCCUCUACACAUCUUCAGUUGCUUCAUCAGCUUCUCUGCGUCCGAAAGCCGAACCCGCCGCUUCCGGAAGACGUUCUAGUCGGGAUAGACUCAGUCCUACGAAAGCAGGCGUCCCAUCGUGUCUUGACAUUGGCGGGCUCUAUCCAACCAACAGUCACACUCAAACAAACGAGCCAGAAAAGUGUUAGAGUUACGCUCUGGAAAGGUGACAUCACGACUCUCACGGGCAUCACUGCAAUCACCAAUGCCGCCAACGGCCAGGGACUCGGAUGCUUCCAGCCGCCGCACCGCUGCAUAGACAAUGUCAUUCACUCUUGGGCUGGCCCACGGCUUCGGGAUGAGUGCUACCGGGUCAUGAACCUAAGAGGCCGUGAAAUCGAACCGGGCGAGGCGAUAGUCACAGACGCGUACUGCCUGCCAGCAGACCAUGUGGUGCACACAGUCGGGCCGCAACUGCAUCGCGGCUCAAAACCAACGGCAGACGAGACUGAACAGCUGGCCCAAUGCUACCGCAGCGUUCUUGACACUGUCGAAAUACUGCCCGCGACGCCGGAUGGUAGGAAGAUUGUCGCGUUAUGCGGCAUCUCGACCGGCUUGUUCGCCUAUCCGGCGCGAGAUGCUGCGGCCGUCGCGGUCAGCGUCGUCACGGAUUGGCUCGAGCACCACGAGGAUACGUCCAUCACCGAUGUCAUCUUCAACACCUUUACGGACGCCGAUCAUACCAUCUACCAGGAGAUCCUGGCUUCUCUCCCGCAUGUAGGGAUGGGCCCGUCGCCGACUCCGCCGGCAAGUGAGAAUCACCCGCUGCUGAUCCAGUGCGACUCGCUAGACCGGGCCAGGCAAUGGCUGGACUCGGCUGAUACAGUCAUUGUGAGCGCCGGCGCAGGUCUCUCUGCUUCGGACGGGCUGGAUUACACUUCGUCGGCCCUGUUUGCCAAGCACUUUCCGGGUUUCUUGAAGUAUGGGCUGCGAACUCUGUACAGCGUCUUUGGCUUCACCUCGUGGCCGACGGAGCAGGUUCGCUGGGGAUACUACUUCACGCACUUGGGGAUGGUCAAGUCUUGGCCCGAAUCUACAAUGUACCGAACGCUCAUUUCCUGGCUUGACAGGUUUGGAGAAAGCGCCCACGUGAGGACAUCCAACGCUGAUGGCCUCUUUGUCGCCAACGGCCUGUCACCAGAGCGGCUUUCAACCCCCCAAGGCUCAUAUGCUGUCUUCCAGUGCCUAGCGAAUUGCCGACCGGAUGCGACAGUGCAAUCUGCACCUUUAGUUGCUGAUGCGCAGGCGUUCUUAGACCCGGUAUCGCAAGCACUGACAGACGCGAGCAAGGUGCCCCUCUGCAAGUUUUGCGGCGGCAAAAUGAAUAUCUGCGUGAGGGCAGGACACUGGUUCAAUGAGAAGCCCUUUCAAGACGGGGAGAAGAGAUGGAAGCAGUUCCGGCGGGAUGUGUUGCAUCGCGAGGACAGGACGACAGUGAUCCUAGAGCUUGGCGUCGGAAUGUCGACGCCUGGGGUCUUGAGAUGGCCCAACGAGGAUCUAGUCAUGAGAGGCGGGGGAAGAGUGAAGCUCGUGAGGGUGGGCAAGGGGCCUGAGACGGCCGUCCCAUGGGAUUUGGAGGAAGAUGGGCUGGCGACAAGUAUAGACGGCGAAAUCUCAGCGGCGGUGAGGGAACUGCUUGGGACACGAGCAUAG